UAUAUAUAUAUAGUUAGUUCCUCUUCUUCGAGUCAGUUUCUUUCCUAGUUCGGUUUUGAGAACACUGCGGGAACUGUAGAACUACUCAUCGUCGAUCUCGGUUCGCCGUUUCGUUACGCGUCACAUAAUCGAGGAGCAACAAGCCUGUAGUUGUAUGUAAACACAUUGUGCGUUUCGUUUUGGGAUACUUAUAUCUUCCGUCGAGUUUACCAAAACCUGACGAGGUUUUGCUGAAGAGAAGUGCGGUACCACUACUGCUAAGAAGAAGAAGAAGAAGAAGAAGAAGAAGAAAAAGAGGAAGAAGAAGAAGGAGGGCAGCCCGAAAGUCAUGGACUUUGUCAUUUUAAAGGUCAACGGAAAGGACGUUUCCAACUCGAGCCACGAGGACGCGGUUCGGUGCUUCGAGUCUGCCCAGGAACCCAUUAUCGUCGAAGUCCUGCGGCGGCAGCCGGGUCAUCAGAUGGUUCACCAGCAGUCCGGAAAGGACGGUGGUGCUGACAGAGCGACAAGCCAGGACAAUAAACUGGAGAAGGACGACGAGGACACCGUCAAGGAAAUCAAUUCGGCGAGCAGCCCGCUCGUGUCGACCGCCGUCCAGACCGACUGGGCUGGCCUCAUCGAAGAGGAACUGAUCCUGGAUCCACUGAACAUCGAGGAGCAGCCGAACGACAGUUUCGAAGAUUAUUUACCCCAGCACAUAAACUUCGAGGAAGUGACGUUACGGAAGAGCGGAAGCGCUGAGAAACUUGGUCUGACAGUGUGCUACAGUUCCGGUUCUGGUAGCGAAGACGCUGACACUGAGGUCUACAUCUCGGAAAUAGUUCCUGAAAGUCUCGCCGCACGGGACGGACGACUCCGAGAGGGUGAUCAGAUCCUACGGGUGAAUGGUCGAGACGUCGCAAACAAGGAACAAACCGAGUGUCUAUUCGCCGAAACUAAGAACGCCGUCACUCUGUUGGUCAGCCGCUGUUUCUAUCAGGAUGACGAAUACGAUGAGCAUCGCUUGUACCAGCACGACUCACCGUCCAGUUCGCCGGACAACAACCCGGCGUACCAAAACAGCAUGAUAGAGCAGCUUAUCAGGCAGCAACAGGAGUCCGAGGACCCGACGAAAGACACUGAGACGAAGACUCUGACCUCUGGAAAAGCCGCGCUACCACCGCCACCAGUUCCGUCUCAUACGGCUCAACAACUGCAGAUGAACAACUCGCAGUCGGACGAGCGGAAACAGUGGAUGCAAGACGCGCUCAAGGAUUGUUCGAAGAAGAUGGAAGUGCUCAACCUCAGGGCUCAGCAGCCUGGACCUCCAGUGCCCCCCAUCAGAUUGAUGGAGGCUUACACGAGUCACGUUUGGAGCGAUACGGAGCACAUCUACGAGACGAUACCAGAGUCGGACAGCGAGCCCAUAUACUCGUCGCCUUACGAGCAUCAUCACUGGGUUCAGACCCAGCAGAGCGUGGGCGUGAAUAACCGCUCGCAGACGGCGGGCCAGACAAAGCCGUGGAACUCGUCAUCGAAGAGUAACAGUUCCGGUGAGGAAAAGGAGAGCUCGAGUGCUUACAACACCGGGGAAUCUUGCCACAGUAAUCCUCUAACCUUGGAGCUCCAUCAGGGAGAAAAGGAGCACCAUAAAAGCACCCUGAUCCUCUGUCCACCGCAACAAAAGGGCCUGCAACAGUCGAAGACCAGCCCGAUGAUCAACGCAGCUACGAAUCCAACCGUGACACCGGUCACGGGAUGUUCCUGCCCAUUAUCCUCCUCACAACACGCGGGAAAACAGUCCAAGACUCAACCUUCUUCGAGGAAGAGCAGCCACCAGUCACAGAGGGAGCACAGAUCGGAUGUUACCAACGCCAGCACUCUUCCGGCCGACACGAUGUACACCAACGCUGCUAACCUUCAGCAGACCAUAUUGCUCCAGCAGGAGCUGUUUAAACAGGCUCUUAUGACCCGUCAGACAUCCCCGGGUCAUUGCCAGAUCCGGGAAGGGGGCGCGAGGAAGUCGAAAUCCCACGGAAACUUUCAAGCUCCAAAUCUCACGCGGUAUCAAUUCGUUGGUAGCCAACAGGUCUGCACAUCAACGUGGGUCCCGCCUGAGGAUAAAUGCGAAGUGCAAAUGGAGUGGAAGGUUAAGAGGCGGCCUGACGGCACCAGGUACAUCGCUAGGAGACCUGUUAGGAACAGGAUACUGAGGAAUAGGGCCAUCAAGAUAUCGGAGGAACGCGCUGGGCACACAACGGAGGAUGACACCAUGUCGGAGAUGAAGGUUGGAAAAUACUGGAGUAAAGAGGAGCGCAAGAGGCAACUGGAACGGGCUCGAGAGAGAAAACAGCGUCACCAAGAACUGCAACUGCAGCAGCAACAGCAGCUGCAACAGCAACAGCAGCAACAACAACAGCAGCAACAAAUUCUUCCCCAGUCACAGUCGAACGAUUUAACGAUAGGCGACUACAACGACGAUAAGAUAAUGAAGAAACCGCUCAAUAUCGUCGAGUUAAGCCAGAAAAAAAUGGCCCGCAAAAAAACUACGAUAGAUGACUUUACGACGGUGCAAGAGAUGCUGGUGCACGGGAACCGGGUUGGCGGUGGUUCUGGCCCAGGUACGGGUGGCAAAUUGAUGGGUCUUCUCUCCGUUACUACAGUUUAAAACAACUAUCGAUAAUCGUACGCAACGUGGUACAGAGACAAGGACGGAGAAAUGAGCAGGCAAUCAUAUCGGUAAAUUUCCUGCAAGGUCGAUGACGGAGGAGCCGCCAUUUACAAAACGGCCUCGUUACUACGCGAGGCAACAUCAAGCAGAGGCAGCAUUUGCCGAAUCGGACAAAACUCUCAUAAAGUCGCAGCUUUACCUCCAGUGUGCAUCUCCUGGGCCACUGUUUUUAUUAUUAUAGGCGCUACGUCGCCCAGCCAGUGGUCACUUUCGUACCUAAAGGUUACGGUGGCUGUGCCUUUUUCGAUACGAUCAACCAGUAAAUAAGUCAUACUAUAUAGUCAUUACUCUGCAAGCGUUAUGUAUGUACGUGUAUAUCCGUAGAGAUGUUGUUAUUAUGCAUAUACCUAUUAUGUAUAUCACGCAGUUUAUUCCAUAGCGUAGAGAACAGCAUGUCUGACUAACGGAACGCAAAUUCGAUCGGGUAUCAAAGAUGGCGCCGUGAUCUAUCGGCGGCCUCGGAGUUUUCUUCGCUAAUCAGAAUAGUUUAGCUGCCCGAUAGGGGGAAACUUGAACGUCUCCCAAUCGUGCCAGCUCCGGAAAGUUUACACGAACUUGAAUUUCGCCAAACCUCAGCAGCGUUCAGUAGAACACAGGAGCUCAAUUCGCCAGUUGGGCGCAUCCUUCAUUUUUUCAUACUCCUUUAAACUACCAAACUCUGUUUGAGUUCAGAAAAUGAUCAGAUAAUCCACUUCAGUAAAAAAUGGAUAAGUAAAAGACGAAAUAUCAGUGAUAUGAACUGAUUUAAAAAUGCGAAGUUAUACAUCAUAUCGAUUGAAGUUGAUUAGGUGAACAAAUAAUACAGAGAAAAUCAAACUAACCGAUCUUGGAGUGACGCGUUCCAAGUAUAACUAGAUGUAAAAAUAAUCUAACCGAAAAUUUUGUAAUAUUUGUAAACUAAAUAACGGUAUAGCAAAUCGAAUAAGACAAAACUGCGCGUUAAUUGGCGUAAAUUAAUAUGAUAUCGACUAUACGUACACAUAGCUUGGCUGCAAAUGUUAUUAUUUAUCCUUAUGUGCUUCUGAGAAAACAAAACAAAGAGAAAAAAAAUCCGAGUAAAUAGUAAUACUUCUCGUAGAAAUAAUUAGCACAUAUUAAAAGCCACGAUACCUAAGUUGUAAAUAUUUAUAAUAUUGUACGUAACUAGGCUGUUUUACAAGAAUAAAAUAAUAUGUUAUGAGAUGAAAAAAAUCGCCGCCUAUAGAAGUCUGUAGAUAUGUAUAAUAAACGUAAACAAGCUAUUACGUAAUGUAUUAAAUAAUAAUAGCAGCCAUCGUCAUUGCUUUGCGAAUAAAAUAAAAACAAAAAAUAUCAAUAUCUGCGGUUAAAAAAGCACGUCAAACCUUUUCAGUAUCCACAGUUACAUGGCUUCAUAAAAGUUAUUCACCCUCUAUCGAUUAUCGUUAUCUUCGACACGUCUGUGGUCAAAAAUAUGGAGCGACAAAGGAAAGGGAGGACGAAUUGAUCGAUUCACGUUACAGUGAUCGGUAAUCCAAUAACAAUAAUACAUAGGUACAGUGGAACUUUGUUGUGGGAGAGGAAACUCAUCGCUGCGCGAGACAACAGCCGUAUCUCUCUACCAAACGUGGAAAUAUUUGUGUUAGGAGUAAAAUGAACAGUAUCAGUGGGACCGUCCUAAGGAAAAGUCGGCCGAUGGCGUACCUACAACGAAAUUCCGCCGUACGUUGAAAAGGCCUAAGCGUGCAAACACAUUGUUGUCCAAUGCUGUAUGUGAAACAUUAAUGUAGAAAUAAAGUGUCUAUAAUGUAGCGUAAACUAAAGCGUAAAUAACUGUGUACUCGUACGUCCGUGUAAUUUAUUCAAUUAUAGGCUCUAGUACAGUUCGUCAAUUGCGUGCCUAACAUUUUGAUAGGGAAUGGGGAAUUAACGUUUCAAUAAUUUCAUAAUCGUUUUACAAAAAAUUCUUUGUUAAAUUUGCAGUGUUGAAAAAUGUUUUUUCUCAAGUGAUUUAUUUUUUUGUUACAAAUGAUGCAACCAAGUCUCUCGUUUAAAGCAUUUCGCCUACAAUUAUAUUAUAUAAAGAAAAUAAAGAUGAAAUAAACUAUUACGAAUAUUUAAAGAAAUAAAUAGCGAAGGUCUAUCUAGCCUGUGAUUCAGGCUACGUGCCUUGUUUUAUACUAGAAUAAUAUAAUCUAAAGGCAAAUAAUUAAGGUGUGACGAGAGAGUGCGUUCACACGAUACACCGUGUCGAAACCGGAAUACCUUUGAAAUCAUAUUUUCAUUCGGAGAUUUUCAUUCAGAGGUGUACAAAACAGGUGGUCAUGGCAAUUAGCAUCACGCGGGAAAGUGACGCAACUCUCUCUCACUCUCUCUCUCUUUCUCUCAGUUUCAACUUUCUUGAUCUGCCUGAUUAUUAUUCGUAUUUAAUUUGAAAAACAGCCGAUUUUUUUUUUAUCAAAUUAACUAUUGUUCGAGUCAACCACGACGUUCCCAUCAUUUCCCGAACCCGGCUGUACCCGCGACUGCUUUAAGCUGUCCAGAUAUUCUUGCUGCGAAGUCGCAAGAACUUGGGAUAGAAUGUCACUGUCUUCCCAGUCAGUCAAACC
Molecule: messenger RNA, 5277 nt
Organism: Diprion similis
Lineage: Eukaryota; Metazoa; Arthropoda; Insecta; Hymenoptera; Diprionidae
Gene: Slip1
Product: E3 ubiquitin-protein ligase PDZRN3-B
Exons: 7
Coding region: 329-2647 (772 amino acids)
Molecular function (GO): protein binding
Source: RefSeq, a predicted model, not a curated record